AUGUCUUUCUUACAAAGCUUUCUUCAACGUUACACGCCGACUGUAAAAGCAGAAGAAGAGGAAGAAGAAUUGAUUGAUCCUCAAACAGUACUCCGUGUAAGUAAAAAUUGUUAUAUAAUAUUUGUUCCAACGAUUCAAAACUUCAUCUCGAGAUUUUAUAAUUAUUAUCUGUUACUGAAAUUAUUCUUUUAAAUGAUCAUUAAUCAUUCUAUUGCAUACAAGUCGAUUAACCAAUUUACCUUGCAUGGAACGACUGAAACAAUGUUUAUAAUUAACAUAUUAUUGAUACGUUAAUCCUAUAUUUUUUAAAAUUAAAAAUUCUGGAGUAACCUCUUUGUUAUUAAAAUUUUGCUUGUUAAUUGUAAAGUAACAGUAAUAUGUUUCAAUUUUUUUUAAUAUUAAAGCUUUAUUACACUGUUACAGUGUUAUGUAUAAUGUAUUAAUUAAAUAUUUGUAAAUAUUAAUCCUUCAAAAUUAUCUUUUUUAUAUAUAAAAUAUAAUUCAACGUAAAAAUAUACAAUUAUUUUCCUCUUAGGACAAAUGUUCGAAACAACAGAAAUGUUGUGCUUUGCAAGAGAAACUGGAUACCUGUAACCAACGUGUAAAUUCAAGAAGUCAAACAGAAGAAACUUGUAUGGAAGAAUUAAUUGAUUAUGUAGAAUGUGUAGACCAUUGCGUAGCAAAAACACUUUUCAAUAAUCAUUACCUGCAUUGUUCACUGGAUAUUGUGACAUACAUUCCAAAAAAAGUUCACAUAUAUUUGCAGCAUUAUCUUUUCCGCACCUAGCUAAUUCGUGUAAAGGAUUUCUUCCUUUAAGAUUUACAGCUUCUGCAUCCAAUGUACAUUCAGUCAAAAGUGUUCUUACCACUGAUACAUGACCUUCUCUUACAGCUACAUGCAAUGCAUUGUCACCAUCUGCAUUUACUGCAUCAAAAUUAAUAUUGUUCUAAAAUAAGAAAUUAAACAAUUUAAUUUAUUUUAUAUUAUGAUUUUUUAUAUCUUAAAGAUCCUUUAUACAUGUACAAGUUAUUGUAUUCACCUGCAAUAAAGCAGAUACAAUUGCUGCAUGACCAGCUUUAGCAGCAGCAUGCAAUGCAGUAUUUCUGUUUGCAUCUGUAUCGUUAACACGUGCACCAGCCAAUAUUAAACUUCUCACCAACAUUUCAUUUCCAGAAAUUGCAGCAAGAUGUAAAGGUGGAGUUUGUGUAACAUCAUGAACUCUAGAAUUUACAUCUACCUAUAAAAUAAGAAUAAUUUCAUUGUAUAUCUAUUUCAUUAAAUUGAUUUUUUUAAAAACAUCAAAUUUUUAAAUAAAUAUAUUUUUUUUAAAACAUCAAAUUUUUAAAUAAAUAUAUUUUUUAAAAACAUCAAAUUUUUAAAUAAAUAUAUUUUUUUAAAAACAUCAAAUUUUUAAAUAAAUUUUUAAAUAAAUAUACAUUCAAAACUAUAAAACGUUAUUCACUUGUAUAGACAAUAGAAAUAAUAUGUUUUCCAUAUCAUUCUUUUGAAUAGCAGUAUGUAAGAAGUUUCUGCCUUUAUUGUCAUACUGUUCAGCAGCUUUAGGUAGGCGUUCCAGUAUAGCUUGAGCAGCUUUGUUAUUCCGAAAUGUUAGAGCUGUUGCAAAAGGCGUUAAACCUUUCUUAUCACGUUUAUUUAAAUCAAUGCUAGGAUGACAAAGCAACAGAGAAAUAAUUUGUGAAUGUUGAUUUUGUAUGGCUACGUGAACCGGAGUUUUGCCCUCGACAUCUCUAGCAUUUACGUCAGCACCAUGUUCAAUGAGUGUUUGUACAACUUGUUCUAAACCCCACUGACAACAUAAAUGUAGUGGAGUACACUCAUCUCUUGAUUCAUCGCCUCCAACACCAUCUGGACCAGGUCUUCUAGGUGCGUUUAAAUCACAGCCACUGCAACAUAUUAUUUUAGAAUUUAAUAUCAUAAUUAUUAUUAAUUUAGAGUUAA
Heterotrigona itama is the source of this 1960-nucleotide messenger RNA. NCBI's taxonomy places the organism in Eukaryota, Metazoa, Arthropoda, Insecta, Hymenoptera, Apidae. The record is from the annotation of a GenBank genome assembly.